GCCGGCCGAGGUGUGUGCUGGAGCGUGCUCAGCGGCCAGGUCGCGGCUCGGCUCUCCUGUGGCGGCCGCCUGUGAUCGUGUUCCCAUUCGGUGCCAGUCUGGUGCGCGCGGCCGGGCCGACAGCCGAGGCGGCAGCCGGCUGGGCGGCGGGCAGAGUGGACUCCGUGGACCGUGUGGACGCUGCGAACGCUGUGGACGCGUGUGGACCCCGGUGAAGGCACGGACAGUGUGGGCUUCUGGUGCGUUGAGGGACCGCGGGGAAAGGCAGCUGUCAUGUAGACGGAGGCGUCGACAUGCUGUGUUCGGCAUGCAGUUGACCCCCGCUCGAGGAGUGACCUGGAGGCUGGUGGAGGCGCCGCACACCUCGUUCCUCUACCCGAUCCUCGACUGGCCCUGCCUUGCCAGCGCCAUGUACAGGUCCUACCCGUACGUGGUCAUCCUGGAUACGGUGGCUUACCUCAUCGCCUUCGGGGUGCAGCUGUGGUGGAUUGUCGAUACCAAAGAGACCAUGCCGGCUCCUGCGUACAUACUCUGCGGAGGAUAUGUGAUAAUGCUUCUCACCGCACUCAUCAUGCUCAUUGGCCUAGCGCUGAAGAAGACGCGAUACCUCCUCGCCUGGCUUCUCGUCAUGAUAGUGUUCUUCUUCCCGGAGAUGGGCAUGGUGCUGUUCAUGAGCAUCUAUCACUGGAACAUCGAGUCGGACUACGGCCUGGGUGACCUCAUCUUCUACAUCUGCAGAGCUGGAUUGAACCUGGUGUCUCUGAUCUGCGUCCAGUCUCUGCACGCCACCUGGCGGGAGGAGAAGUUCACUCUGCACAGGCUCGACUCCUUCAACUUGAAGGUUGGUCCGAGUGUGCUGCGGAACGGCAUGGCCGACCGCGGCUACCGAGCCGGCUCCAUCUCCUACACCAACGGCGUACAGCUCGCCGCCCCGGCGCUGAUCAGGUCUGUAUCAUCGGCGUCGCAGUACGCCCCGGCCCGGCAGCACGGCGGCGGCCGUAGCCAGUUCAACGCCGCCUUCUACGGCAUGAACGGCGGCCCAGUGGUGCGCACGCAGAGCUCCAUCGGCAUCAACGACUACCCGUCGCUCGGAUACGAGCCGCCGCACCUCGUCUACGUGCCGCGCUACAGCACGCAGUCUCUGGACCGGCGGAAGUACAUGCGCGGCUCGUGGCGGGCGGGCUCGGCGGACGCGCUGAACCUGGCCGGCCCGCUGCCGGCGCCCCCUUGCCACUGCUGGCUGGCGCACGGCCGUCGCCAGCCGCACGAGAGCCGCAGCUCGCUCGGCGCCGAGUCCGACUCGUACCGGUACCGGGACGUAGCGCUCUGACCUGCCGCCGCCGCCGGAACGGAGCGCGCGCAGGGCGGCGCCGCGGCGAGGACGUCGUAUGGUGAUGAGGGCGGAUAAGUGUGGAGGGGGUGACGUGGCCUUGUCGCGGCGGCAUGGCCUCACUGCCGCCUCCCCCGCACUGGCCCCGCGGGCCGUGCCGCGCCCGUCUGGGAGUGGCUAUGACCGCACUGCCACCUGUCGGCUGUAAACGCAGGCUGAGCGCCUGGGACGGAGCGACAGGGCCUAAAUACACUGCCCUCUGUUGGCAGUAUAUAAAGCUUCAGUUGUGAGCACCUGCGAGUGGCGCUGAUGUGUGAGGCCCGAACAAUAUGUUUGUCUUCCCAUGUGGAGGAAGAAAAGCGACCUGUCAGUAUUUUGCUCGACUUUCUAGGCGUUAUUUAACCGGGUAGGAAUUCUAAAUGUUGCCAUGCUACUCGAGACGGAUAUAACCGGGACCUGACCUCUUUUGCCCUCUGGCUGUCACGGGACUCGCUGGACGGCGGUCGCGUGCUGGGGUGCGGCCAGCCAGCGCGCCUCUUCCAGUUAGCGAUCAGUAGUGCGCACAUGCCCUGUGUUGACUGCCUGGUGUAUGGAUAUGCCAGACACGCGCGGAAGGGUCAGAUUGUCAUCGCGUGAGCUCUUCCGUGGCAGGCUGGUGCGACUUGUGAGGGGCUUGGAAUGCCACAGGUGCCUUCAAUGUCACUGUGUUUUGAAUGCUCGUGGAUUCUGAGACGCGGGUUUCGCUAAGGGCUGCCGUAUAAUCAAACCGUUGUCGUGUUUAUAUGUGUUGCAUCCUGCAGGUCCCCUAACUACCUCUAUUUGAAGCCUUAGAAUGCAUUAGACCUGCUGUUUUGUAAAAAGAGGUGGAUCCAGAGAGUAAUCGAGUGGCGGAGGACACCGCAACUUUUGGGGUGUUUGGUCUACGUACGUAAAAAGAACUCCUUUUCUACGCCAUUAAAAGUGAGCGAUUAGAGGAGUAGGGAUGGUGAAGUCCACGGUGCUUACCUUCCUGUGUGCGUCCCUAGGGCGCAAACCAUGAAUUUCACCACGCGCACACCGCCAUUUACCGGGCUUUGGGAACUGCAGUGACCAACGCAAAAUGGUCGAUUUUGACAGUGUUGGUUUCUGUGGUGGACAAUUAGUAUUAUUAGCAUUGGGCUCUUUUCAUCUACACAUUGUUAAUAGUCACCCAUGUGUGCCGCUCAUGAAGUCCUGUUUACCUUCUUGGCGGUGCGAUUUUUGGAAAGAAAUAUAUGGAUGUCAGAUCUCUGACAACGAUAAUA
Messenger RNA from Pollicipes pollicipes, 2613 nucleotides. It is a transcript of the gene Rcd6, whose product is annotated as Reduction in Cnn dots 6. The transcript is spliced from 9 exons. The record is from RefSeq and is a predicted model, not a curated record. The coding region runs from base 308 to 1330 and encodes 340 amino acids. Lineage: Eukaryota; Metazoa; Arthropoda; Thecostraca; Pollicipedomorpha; Pollicipedidae.